This is a messenger RNA of Mugil cephalus (flathead mullet), 4780 nucleotides long. RefSeq names its product protein kinase, cAMP-dependent, catalytic, alpha, genome duplicate a (gene prkacaa). NCBI's taxonomy places the organism in Eukaryota, Metazoa, Chordata, Actinopteri, Mugiliformes, Mugilidae. Gene Ontology annotation, cellular component: nucleus; cAMP-dependent protein kinase complex. The record is from RefSeq and is a predicted model, not a curated record. The coding region runs from base 707 to 1762 and encodes 351 amino acids. The transcript is spliced from 10 exons. Gene Ontology annotation, molecular function: protein kinase A regulatory subunit binding; cAMP-dependent protein kinase activity; ATP binding. Gene Ontology annotation, biological process: peptidyl-serine phosphorylation.
AUGGAUGACUGGAGUUUCCCCUGCGCUCUGAAGAUUAAUGGAAGUGGGCUGUUGAUCUGAGGAACCGACUAUCAGAUGGUCGGCCGCAGGAAACCAUAGCACUUGACGGCUUGUUUGGAAACGAAUGGAGAUAUAUCCGUUUAAAUAAUCAACGGAGGGAGAAAACGGUGACUUGGGCGGCAGUUUUGCUACCGAAAGGGCCUGCAUGCUGGGAAAUAGCACCUGGUUAGUUCAGGCCAGGAUACGACUGCAAGAAGCUAGCGCUAGCUUGCUCGUCAGACGGACGGAAAACAGCUUUCGACGACCCGUGUCCAGGCUUUUUGUAUAAACCCAACCGUUGGGUAAAGGGCAGUCGAGUGACACGUCCAUUUGGCGGCGCUCGCUUGGAAAUUGACGAGCUAGCGCCACUAAGCUGACAUCCGCUGUCUUUAUCUGCUCGAGGUAGCUACCGUCCUAGCCUGGCAGAGCUAAAGCGCUAGUGCUAGGGUGCAGACUUGGACACUCUCUGUCUUGGAGUUUUCCGGGCUUGCAGAGGAAAGGUAUUGGCGGAGAAGCAUUCGCGUUCAUUAGUCAAUUAUGAUAGCCGUGAGCUAGUAACUACCAGCUUCAUUGGGUGCAGCGAGUGCGAUUGCGGUGGAGCAAGACCCAGCGGCUUGGAAAGAGGAACUCAUCCCGAGUCCAGGGAGCCCACCGUCAGCCUGCCACCAUGGGCAACACGCCCACCGCAAAGAAGGGCAAUGAGAUGGAGAGUGUGAAAGAGUUUCUUGCCAAAGCCAAAGAAGAUUUCCUGAAAAAAUGGGAGAAUCCAGCACAGCAAACUGCAGCAUUGGACCACUUUGAGCGGUUGAAGACCUUAGGCACCGGUUCAUUUGGUCGAGUCAUGUUGGUUAAACACAAAGAGACAGGCCAGCAUUUUGCCAUGAAAAUACUCGACAAACAGAAGGUUGUGAAGCUGAAGCAGAUAGAACACACACUGAACGAGAAACGUAUCUUGCAAGCCGUCAGCUUUCCCUUUCUGGUGCGACUGGAGCACUCUUUUAAGGAUAACAGUAAUCUGUAUAUGAUAAUGGAGUAUGUGCCUGGGGGUGAAAUGUUCUCGCACUUAAGGAGGAUCGGUAGAUUCAGUGAACCACACGCCCGCUUCUACGCAGCCCAGAUUGUACUGACCUUUGAAUACCUUCACUCACUGGAUCUCAUUUACCGGGAUCUGAAACCAGAGAACCUGCUCAUUGACCAGCAAGGUUACAUUCAGGUAACAGAUUUUGGAUUUGCGAAAAGGGUGAAAGGCCGAACCUGGACGCUGUGUGGGACUCCAGAGUACCUGGCGCCAGAGAUCAUCCUCAGUAAAGGUUACAAUAAAGCAGUGGACUGGUGGGCUCUGGGGGUACUGAUAUACGAGAUGGCUGCUGGUUACCCCCCCUUCUUUGCAGACCAGCCUAUUCAGAUUUACGAAAAGAUUGUAUCAGGAAAGGUUCGCUUCCCAUCCCACUUCAGCUCAGACCUGAAGGAUCUGUUGAGAAAUUUGCUCCAGGUGGACCUGACCAAGCGCUUUGGAAACCUCAGGAACGGAGUCAAUGAUAUCAAGGGCCACAAGUGGUUUGCCACCACUGAUUGGAUCGCCAUCUACCAGAGGAAGGUGGAAGCUCCCUUUAUUCCUAAGUGCAAAGGCCCCGGUGACACGAGCAACUUCGAUGACUACGAGGAAGAGGAAAUCAGAGUCUCCUUCACUGAGAAGUGCGCAAAGGAGUUUGCAGAGUUCUAGAUUUCAACCAAGAGUAUCGGAGAGAAAGAGAGAGACAGGGAUUUUGAAAGUAAAAGGGGGUUUGAAGACAGGAAGCGCUAGGGUGGACUGAUAACUUGCUUAUUUGAGAUGAGGAUAACAAAUCUAAAAUCCCCCCAACGGAAAGGUAGGCAAAGCGAAGAAAGAUCCAACAGAACCAGCAGUGUUGCCUUUUUCUGAUUGUUUCUCAACUGUUACCUAUUUUCAUUUUAUUUAUCCCCUUUGUGUUUGUGGCUGGGGCUCGACAACAACAGCCAUAGAUUGUGGCUGUUCAGCUUGACUUGUGUCUUUCUGAUGGUGUAAUGACACAUUUUCAGUUGUUGCAGGUUGAGGCAUUGAUUUUUUUCUUGUUUGUCUGUUAAGGUACUGAAUCUGCUAGGCCCUUUUUUUUUUUUUUUUUUUUUUUUUUUUUUAUUAUUUUGUAAACGGGCCAUCUCUACAAGCUUCUAUAAGAGUGAUCUUUGUAUCCUGUCCCCCGGUCCCCACCCCCUUGCCCCCUUCCACCUCUCCAUCCUGAAUCUGUCCAAGCAAUACCAAGUCCAACAGAUGUGCCUAUCAUAAUGCCAACUGGUUGGAAAACUGUGUCGAAAGCAUUGAUGCAGAGAUUUGGCUACGGCGGCAUCGGCUCUUGUGCCCGUUUGGUUGAAAGCUUGAAAACUCUCUGCACCUGCCUUGGUCUGCUCAAUGUGGCAUGAUUAUUGGGUGGAUGAUGCACUCCGCUGCUUGCAGAUGAAGCAGCGGUGACCUCUUUGAUCAGAGUGAACAUGAUUUAUGGCAGUAAACUUCAUCUAGGUCUUAACUCCCGAGGGGGACCUGUGAGAAGUAAACAUGAGGUCUGCAUUUAAGUCAGUUUUUCUCUUAGCUGAAUUUAUUAGAGCAUUUUGAAAAUCCUAUUGGUGAUCAUUUUGUCCUUUUUAUGUCGAUCUCUGUGCUUGUGUGUUAUUUAGUGCUCAAGGGUGGGUUAAAAAGCUGUGAUUUAGCAGCAGCUAACAUUGUGGUCACACUCCUGACUAUUGUUUAUUUAAUUCAUAGUACAUUUAUACAUGUAUAUUGAUAUAUAUAUAUGAUAGAGAACAUGAACUACUCAUCUUUUUCAACAUUGUCUCAUAGCUGUGAAACUGACUUAAGAUUUCAUAAAUAAACAAAUAUAUAAAUUCUGCCAAAUUUACAAACCGAGAACAUUGCAGUUUCUGUAUUUAACUAUGACGGUGGUGGAUUUUAAUACACAAAAACGGUAGCAACACGUUUCGACGACAUGUGCAUGUUAUUUUUGUACAGUAUGACUUUGGAAGAUGGCGGAAGCGACGUGCUUUAUUUGCGCCGAGGUACCGGAGGUCGCGGACAAAACGUUUGAUAUUAACAUGGACAUAACUGAAAAUGGAGCGAGGCUCAGUUAAAUGUGUCGCGGUUCCUCCGGGCUUCAUUAUUUGAUUUUAGGGCACCGGUUUGCAGAUAAUGGUCACUGAACUCCUGUUUUUUUUUUUUUUUCUUGUUUUGUUUUUUUCCCCCCUCCUCUUUUCAAUUCUAUGUUCCUUUACACGUGACACUUUCACUUUGAUUCACCCCAACUCAAACUUUGGGUUUUCAGUUUUCCAGCUUUCUAUGUAACAAAUUAAAAUAAUGAAACUGUCCUGAAGCUGUCCCCUUUUUUUGCAGAGUUUAUUUCUGUGAAUGCAAGACAAUCGCAGACCAAAUCUUCUCACCUACUGGUUUGUUGACUGAACACGUGGUCUUUGGUUUGAAGAGGGAUAUACACUUAAGUCCCCCUCCCCACCCCCCUCCAUACGCCCUAUAGGUGCUAGAACUUUGUCCAUCUCACUGAAAAGCUUCUGUGACUUGUUUGAUGUGCAUCAAAUCUAUUUGUCAUAAAGUCUUGUAACAUGACAAUUUUAGAAUGUUUUUUGACUCUUAAUGAUUUCAGUAGGCUUGGGUAAUACUUUUUUUUUUUUUUUUUUGCAGUGUCUUAAUGUAAUUGAAAAGGAUUUGAAUGUCGGAUGGAGAUGUUUCAAAGCUGUUGGGGAACAUGUGUAUUAUUUUUUUAUAUAUAUAUAUAUAUAUACUACCUGUUUCUUUGGGGAACUUGGUUUUUCUUGCAUGAGGUAAAUGGGCCGGCAGUUUAGACGUACCCUGGACCUGAGACAUGUUUGAGAAACCAUCGUUUCUGCAGCUGACAGACUCAUUGCUGUUUAACCUUUUUGUUGAGAGCAUUUAUUCGUGCGUCACACUAAACAGUGCAGUGGAUCACCAACAGAUCUGUCCUUUUUUUUUUCUUUUUUUUUUUUAAAUAGUGAAGCACAUGGCACACCUUUUCAAAUUUCCUAUUUUUCAUUUGUUCUAACAGUUUUUUUUUUUUGUUUUUGUUUUUUUCGGACACAAUGUAAUGCUUUGAAGACAGCACACGUAAUAUGUACUGACUGAUGACAACAUCAGAGUUGGUGGGUAGAAGGCAACACCGUCUCAUCUGCGUGAGACUCCGAGGCUAUCGCGGUGCUUUUAGCUUCCCAUUAAAACAAACAAAACGAAUAAAUGGAUUUUCAGUUGUCUUUAAUUCCUUUCUCCCAGCUGAACGCCAUCUCCUGCUCUGUGCUACGGCUCUCCUCCUGUUUGCCUUCUAUUUUCAUCAAACGUCCACACGCGCUUUAUUCAGACGUCACACUUUUUACAUCGGAGAUGUUUCACGUUCAUAUUUUCUAAUUGUAUUUUCAAAAAAAAGCAGCCAAAAAAUAAUAAUAAAAAACAAAAACAAACAAACAAACAAAAAAAAAAAAACAGAACGUUAAUCUUUUUCCUCAUGACCUGGGUACAGUGAUUGUGUAGUCUAUUGUACCUUUUGGGAAACAAUACUGUAUAUCCUCGCCUUUGACAGUCUUAACUAUCUUACCCUCUGGAGAACUUGACAGAUACCCUUAGAACACAAUGAGUAUGUUAAAAUAUAUAUAUACAUAAAGUAAUAUUUUGCAAAAUGUAUCAUUCCAAUAAAGUUUUACUUGUUAAGACUCA